Momordica charantia (bitter melon) is the source of this 1186-nucleotide messenger RNA. Lineage: Eukaryota; Viridiplantae; Streptophyta; Magnoliopsida; Cucurbitales; Cucurbitaceae. The record is from RefSeq and is a predicted model, not a curated record.
AAUCCUAAUCCUAGAUUUUACAUACAGCUGUGACUGUGAACUGCAGCUGAUUUUGUUAGUUUAAAAAUAAAAUAUCUAAGCCAUCAUUAGAUACGUCUCCACUCUCCCCUCCAGUUGGCCACAACCACUCGCUAUAAGUAUAAAUUAGACUGCUUCACCGGCGACGGCGAGCACUCCGGUAACUCUACUGAGUACUUUGCGGAUUUCGGUUCCAUACCAAAGAGGGCCAUUUGUGAUUAAAUAAUAUUACUUCAUUCUCACACCCAUAUCCAAAGAGCAACCAUUAUUACUUCUUAUACCUACCCCUUCAGUCCCAAUCCCAAUCCACAAACAAAUUAAAAACCCAACGGAAAUUUGAAUUUCCAUUGAUAGUGGUGUGAAAUUAGUUAUGGAACAAAAUUUGGCACGCCGGCUUCUGGCGACAGAGCUAGGGAACACCCCAUCGGAGGCGAACCGUACGGGUGAUUCAGCUUAUGUUGGAGAGAUGAAUUUGGAUGCCAACAUGGUGGUAAUACUUGCGGCUUUAUCAUGUGCGCUAAUUGGAGCGCUCGGAAUGAACUCUAUUGUACGCUGCGUUUUGAGAUGUAGCCAGAGUCCGGAGGGGGCCGCAGCGGCCACCGGCCUCAAGAAGCGAGAUUUGGGUCAAAUUCCGGUGGGGGUUUACGGAAUCGGAGGCGGUGACGGUGGCAAUAUGGUCAAUAUUAAGGGCACGGAUUGCGCAAUUUGCCUCGGGGAAUUCCAACCGGGCGACAAGCUCAGAAUGCUGCCCGUUUGCAACCAUGGAUUCCACGUCAGAUGCAUUGACACCUGGCUGCUGUCCCACUCCUCCUGCCCCAACUGUCGCCAUUCCCUACUGCACCCGCCGCUUAAAGUCAAAGAAAUCGCCGCCGUUUCGCAGCCCCCGCCGGCUUCUGCAUCAACCCAAGCCCAUGUCGUUCUGCUCCUACAGAGUGGCAGUCAGACACAGAUAUCCUAAUUUUUAGUACAAUUUAGCCUUUUGUAAGUGUGUCAUGUGGAUGAGCCUUCUGGGUUCUGUGUUGUUCAAAUUUUGUGUACGUAUAAUUCUAGUUAUAGUUGUUAUAGUCCGUCCACAACAAACAUCGGAAGGAUUAUGCUGCCUUUUCUUUUAGUUUUUGUUUUCAAUGAUAUGCCGACAAUAACUAGCUAGCUUAGAUUCUUGAGAAAA